Striga asiatica is the source of this 489-nucleotide messenger RNA. The record is from the annotation of a GenBank genome assembly. NCBI's taxonomy places the organism in Eukaryota, Viridiplantae, Streptophyta, Magnoliopsida, Lamiales, Orobanchaceae.
AUGUUAUCAUCUUAUCGUGCCAAAUCGACUACAGAAAGGGGAAGGAAGAAGAAGCGCGAACAUCCGAAAAAUCCUCCACCGCCGCCGGAGCUCUGUCCAUUGUCCACUUUUCCUGUUAGUAUUCUUUUAACCCAUAGAGGUAACAAUGAGAUUGUGGAGAAUCUCAUGCUUCAAAACAUAUUGUACUCCUUAAAUUUCAAACAACAUAUUAGAGACAUAAAAGAUCCAGAACACCCUUACUCCUUGGAGCAGCUCAAGGUCGUAUCAGAAGAUGCCAUCGAGGUUGAUGAUGAGAAGAGUCACUUAAGGGUCACAUUCACUCCAACUGUAGAGCAUUGCAGCAUGGCAACUGUGAUUGGCUUGUGCUUGCAGGUCAAACUCAUGCGCUCGUUGCCACCUCGGUACAAGGUGGAUAUUAGAGUUGCACCAGGUACUCAUGCCACCGAAGCUGCAGAAGAGGUCGUGUGUUUAUUUCGUAAUUGCUGUUGA